This is a messenger RNA of Anopheles marshallii, 996 nucleotides long. RefSeq names its product casein kinase I-like. The record is from RefSeq and is a predicted model, not a curated record. Lineage: Eukaryota; Metazoa; Arthropoda; Insecta; Diptera; Culicidae. Gene Ontology annotation, cellular component: cytoplasm; nucleus. The transcript has 2 exons. Bases 1 to 996 code for a protein of 331 amino acids. Gene Ontology annotation, molecular function: ATP binding; protein serine/threonine kinase activity. Gene Ontology annotation, biological process: peptidyl-serine phosphorylation; signal transduction; negative regulation of canonical Wnt signaling pathway.
AUGAAUGAUUUCAUCGUAGCGGGCAAGUAUCGCAUCAUCCGCAAGAUCGGAUCGGGCUCCUUCGGUGAUAUCUAUCUCGGUAUCAACAUCACGAAUGGCGAGGAGGUGGCACUGAAGGUGGAGAGUAUACUGGCUCGCCAUCCGCAGCUCACAUAUGAGUACAAACUGUACAAAGUGCUCACCGGUGGUGUGGGCAUACCACACAUCCGUUACUUCGGCCAGGAACGCAGCUACCACGUACUGGUAAUGGAUUUGCUCGGUCCCUCGCUGGAAGAUUUGUUCAACUUCUGCAGUCGACAUUUCACAAUCAAGACCGUGCUGAUGCUGGUGGACCAGAUGAUCGGACGGCUUGAGUACCUGCACAUGAAAAACUUCAUCCACCGCGAUAUUAAGCCGGACAACUUCCUGAUGGGUAUCGGACGACAUUGCAACAAGCUGUUCCUGAUCGACUUCGGUCUGGCGAAGAAAUAUCGGGAUUUCCGUUCCCGCAUCCACAUCACGUACCGGGAGGACAAGAACCUGACCGGUACCGCACGUUACGCGUCAAUCAACGCGCAUCUUGGCAUCGAGCAGAGCCGCCGCGACGAUAUGGAGUCGCUUGGGUACGUGAUGAUGUACUUCAACCGGGGUUCGUUGCCGUGGCAGGGGCUCAAAGCGACCAACAAGAAGCAGAAGUAUGAGAAGAUCUCGGAGAAAAAGAUGUCCACCCCGAUCGAGGUGCUGUGCAAGGGCUUUCCGGCGGAGUUCGCUAUGUAUCUGAACUACUGUCGCAGUUUGCGCUUUGAGGAAGGUCCUGACUACAUGUAUCUGAGGCAGCUCUUCAGAAUUCUGUUCCGCACCCUUAACCAUCAGUACGACUACACAUUUGACUGGACAAUAAUGAAACAGCGGGCGAUGCAGCAAGGCAGCAACAACCCGCCUGCAGUUACAUCCGGCGAAAACAAACGAGAGGAGCGGCGUGAUAAAGAUAAACUGUCCAGCGAUACGGAUGAAUAG